This is a messenger RNA of Ipomoea nil (Japanese morning glory), 887 nucleotides long. RefSeq lists its product as uncharacterized. The record is from RefSeq and is a predicted model, not a curated record. The coding region runs from base 158 to 766 and encodes 202 amino acids. NCBI's taxonomy places the organism in Eukaryota, Viridiplantae, Streptophyta, Magnoliopsida, Solanales, Convolvulaceae. The transcript has 3 exons.
UAUUAGUAGAGGAAGAAAAAAUGCAUGCACUAAGGCUGACAUUAACCCCUAUGAUCCAAAUGCUAACUGGGAAAAAGUAAAAGAGCAUAGAGAAAGUUGGAUCCCGCAACCAGUUUGGAAUCAUUUUGUGGACAAUAUUUGGUCCAAAGAGGAAUGGAUGAAGAAAUCUGCUAAGGCUGCAAAAAAUCGCAACACACUAAAGGAAGGAAGUGUCACCAAACAUACUGCUGGUUCAUGUUCUUUUGUUAAACAUAAGCAUAAGAUGGCUAAAUCACUAGGACGAGAACCAUCCCAACUAGAAAUCUUCAAUGCAACUCAUACUCGUAAGAAAGAUGGUGGCCAAUUUGUGGAUGGAAAAUCAAAAUCUGUCAGUGAGAAAUAUGACACAGCUUUGAAAGAGAAACAUGGUUGUGAUUCUUCUUCUCAAGUGAUAUUUGAUGCUGAUGCAUGGAAAUAUGCAAUUGGUGAUAUCAAUCGCUCCCAUUUGUAUGGUUUUGGAGCUCUUGAGAACCGAAAGUCUGUUCUAGGUGAAAAUUCAACCCAAAGAUCCACAACUACUAAUGUACCUAAUGUAGCAAAUGAGGCAUUACAAGAGCUUUUCAAGAAAUGGUUGUCAGAACAACUCCCUGGUAUGUUAUCUUCUUUAGGCUAUCAUCCUAUGGAUAGUGCAUUUGGAGACAAUGUUCCACCAUCAUCAAGUGGUGAUAAUCCAAAUACUUCACAAAAUGACAGUCAAGAAACCGAAAGUAAUAGGGGUGGUGAUUGACAUGAUGAUAGGGAUGGGGAUGGACAUGAUGAAUUGGAAGCACCAUAUAUGAUAAUUUAGUAUGUUGCUAAUCUGGUGCAACACAUAGUAUUUUGUGAUUAUGCAUGUACAAAGCUAACAU